Messenger RNA from Anopheles cruzii, 5132 nucleotides. It is a transcript of the gene foxo, whose product is annotated as forkhead box protein O. Gene Ontology annotation, cellular component: nucleus. NCBI's taxonomy places the organism in Eukaryota, Metazoa, Arthropoda, Insecta, Diptera, Culicidae. The coding region runs from base 157 to 1896 and encodes 579 amino acids. The transcript is spliced from 10 exons. Gene Ontology annotation, molecular function: DNA-binding transcription factor activity, RNA polymerase II-specific; RNA polymerase II cis-regulatory region sequence-specific DNA binding. The record is from RefSeq and is a predicted model, not a curated record. Gene Ontology annotation, biological process: regulation of transcription by RNA polymerase II.
GUGGAAGUCAGGAAGGACUUUUGUGCAGUGAGCGUGCGAGUGUGCGGGUGCCACGUGAGAGUGUGAGGGAGAGAGAGAGAAAGGGUGCCGGAGAAAGAUCAGUUGAAGUGCCACGCCGAUCGUCACCGCCGAUCGUCCUUCCCGGGCCGGCCAACGAUGGAUCCGUACGGUGGGGGGGCCGGCUGGCCGGCGUCACCGCUGCGGGGCGGCGGCAGUCUGUACGACAACAUUUCGAACGACGGCAUCCCGAUGGACGCGCUGGCCGAGCUGCAGGACACGGGCUUCGAGCCGCAGACACGUGCCCGCUCCAACACCUGGCCGCUGCCGCGGCCAGAUAACUUUGUCGAACCGGAAACCGAGCUGGACAGCAAUAAGUGCAGCAAUCAGCAGUUGGCCACCACCGCGGCCACCAGCAAUACGCAGCUUCAGUCGGCGGCAUCGUCGUCGUCUUCGUCGAAGAAGAACUCAUCGCGCCGGAACGCCUGGGGAAACCUGUCCUACGCCGACCUCAUCACGCAGGCCAUCAGCUCGGCCACCGACAGCCGGCUAACGCUCAGCCAGAUCUACGAGUGGAUGGUGCAGAACGUGCCGUACUUCAAGGAUAAGGGCGACUCGAACAGCAGCGCCGGAUGGAAGAACUCGAUACGCCACAAUCUAUCACUGCACAAUCGCUUCAUGCGAGUGCAGAACGAAGGGACCGGCAAAUCGUCCUGGUGGAUGCUGAAUCCGGAUGCUAAACCGGGCAAAUCGGUACGCAGGCGGGCCGCCUCGAUGGAGACGUCCAAGUACGAGAAGCGCCGGGGCCGGGCGAAAAAGCGCGUCGAAGCCAUCCGCCAGCAGGCCGCCCUCGGACUGGCCACCAACCCUCUCAACGAUGCCACGCCGUCGCCGAGCAGUAGCGUUAGCGAAGGAUUAGACAUAUUCCCGGAGAGUCCGCUGCAUAGCGGUAACUUCCAGCUGUCGCCCGACUUCCGGCAGCGGGCGUCCUCGAACGCAAGCUCUUGCGGUCGGCUCAGCCCGAUCCAGUCGAUCGUGGGCGUCGACAACGUGUGGACCUAUCCGCCCGACCUGGCCGAGUUGGCCGACAACCCGCAGCAGGACCCAUCACAAGGCGAGCUGGAGCUGGAUCUCAGUGGGCCGGCCCAGGCGCAGCUGGAUCAGCUGGCCGGCUCGCUGGCCGAUGAGCUGACGCUACAGCAGACCGACUUCUUCAAAGGAUUCGCCCAAUCGACGGCGAUGCACAACCAGCCACCGCCGCCCCCGUAUCAGCCGCCGCAGCCCUACUCGCUGAUGGCCUCGGUCGCACCCUCCUACGGUCUCCCGCAGCAACUGAACCAGUGUCCGAUUCACCGCGUACAGCACUGUACCUGCAUGCUCCAGAAUAAUGCCCGUGAGAGCAUUUCGCCGUCGUCCGGGACCGGCAUGUCACCAUCAUAUCCACACAGCGAGCCAUCCCCCGACUACGCCAUGCUGACCGCUUCGCGCGUCAUACAGCGGACGCCCUCGUCUAGUCCACCGCUAACACCAAAUGCGCUGUGCGGGUUGAUAGCGCCAUCUCACCCAGAACCGACACCGCAGACGCUAAUGGGACAGGUUAUGGAAGCUUUAAACAGCCAAACAAACAUAGACGACAUCAACAUCAACGUCGAAUCGUUUCCGUGUGUGGACGAGGUGCUGAAGCAUGAGCUCAGCCUCGAAGGUUCGCUGGACUUCUCGAAUCUGCCGCUACCGCUCCACAACAACAGCUACUCGGCGCCGAACAACUCCAACUCGUCCGACUCGUCGUCCGGUAUCAGUGCAAUGACCGCACCGUCGCCGAAUCAGCAGGCUUCGGCCCACAACCACGGUCAGUACGCGGCCAGAACGAGCGUAACGCCACCGUCGUGGGUCCACUAAUUCGGCGGACGACCACCAACGGAUCGGUGCGGUGCCCGUGCGAUCGAUCCGUUUGUACCGUUUGUAGGCAGAAUACACGUGGAACGCGGACAGUUUCGUUGCAGGGCAAGAGCUCUGUGUUGUGCCAGACUCUUUCGGCUGCCGUUCAUCUUAGUUUUGGCCUACAAACUGCAAUAGCCGUCGCGCCCCGUUGACGCACCAGAGAUGGAUCGCCCAAUGGGAAGCGCAUGAAACCCGGAGAUCUCCGGAGAUUGCCGGAUCGGUGUCGCGCGAUAGAGUGUUACAUGGUUCAUGAAAAACAACUAGAGUAGUAGUGCUAUAGGCCCGUAGUAGUCAACUAAAGCGUACGUAAACACACAGACACACCCAGCUAUCCUUAUCAUUACGCUGAGCUGUCCGUGGAUCGUGAGCGGAAGAUCCUGUGCACGUUGAUCGAACGUUGCUUAAAGCUAGGUUUCGGUUUUAUUUGUUAACAUACGAUUGCCAGUAGCUACUAUUUCAUCCUACCCAUUCGAUGGGGGGCGUGUAUCCGAUUGUUAAAAUGUUUGUUGAGCUUUUUAUUUUUGUUUUCUAAUCGAUACUUUCCGUUCACUGUGUGAUUCCCUCCGAUCGACGUGGCGGCGUGUAAUAUAGUGACCUUAGGUUAUCUGCUAUCUAGUUUAACUAGCCCUUGUUUUAAAUCUUGUUUCUGCUUGUACGCCCAGAGAUGGGUGAAUCGGAACACUACGCACUCUGGAGCCCAUUCUCAGUUGGGCUCCAGUUGCCGCCGGUAGCUUGCUGCGGGCUUGCUUAGGAAGUUAACCCUGUGUACAUAAGUGACGACAAUAUAGUUUGUAAACGAAUCUUAAUGCGUUCGAUUUCGCUUGCACUUCAUCGUUGGUCUUGUAACCCGCACAAAGCAAUUGGGCCAACUUGGGCUGGCUUUCCGACGCCCGCUAAGCUAGUGAUCGGAAUCGGACAAAGGAAGGACCUUCCCCACUCGCUAGGCUAAAUGCCCCCGCACAGUAGAGCGUAAGACCCUAUGAGAGGUAUCUUCAACAGCUGUCGAUUUGCGAGAUAUGUACUAGCGACUAAGACAUAGCCGUAGCGCAUAAUGAUGUAGACUUUAAACAAUAAAACGCAGUGCCAUUAGGGAUGAGAACUAGUACUAACCGCGUACACUGUACAGUCGGAUACAAUUUCUUGCUUGUGGUGGUACGGUUCUUUCGUGCCGGGAAACCCCGGGUACCGAAUACCGCAGACAAGAAGUAACCUAGUAGCUAUGAAUCGAUUUAACUUCUCUAUGCCGCAAUGGAGUAGGCAAAUAGUAAAGAAGAAAUUAAUCAAAAGAAAGGGACAUUUACUGCAAAUUUAAAACAAUUAACCAACCAACACGCGCGUUCACUAGCAUUUCCGGCACGAAAUUAAACCACAGAUCAACCAGUGGCGCGGUGCACUAAACAAAAGAGUUUUACGAAAAAAUGUUUCCAAUAUAGUAAAACUAUUAUCGAAAAAUAUGGUUUGGCACACACAAUAUAUGGCAUAAAAUUAAGGUACGAAAGCAGCGGGCGGAACCGGUGCGAAGAGACGCAUCUCGACAUUGUUAGCUCGUCCCCUUGUAAAUAUCAUUUGUGAUCGAUAAGUUAGUUAGAGAGCCGUCUCCACACGCGAUAGCUUUGCUCAAUUUAUUGUACAGUUUGAGUUUUUCCUUCCUAACGGACACUCUAAUUUGUUUUGAAUGCCUUAAUGCAGCUCGUUUGACGUGUUUUUUGUUUGUUAAGUUUUCUAUUACGUUUGUUCUGUGCUAUAGGUGCGCGACAUGCAGCGACAUGUAAAGUAAUGUACAACUACCAGGCGGAUGGUUAGAGGGGCACAUCGUGAUGUGGCGCCGUUUACCAUUAUCCAACUCGAUGCGAAUAUGUCAUAGACCAAGCAAAAAUUCGCAAGCCUUCGGCGUACGGAAUCAUUUAGGUUUACUUCACACAAAAAUGGAUUGUACAAUCAUGUAUCGCAAAGUUAGCUUUAAUGAACUUUUUUCUUUGUUUUUGCUUGCACAUCCUGCGAGAGACCUAGGGCCUAGGAGAGCGCACGGAGCGAAUAAUGGCGAUAGCAAUAGGGACAGAGAUAGGGUAACGAACACAUUACUUACUCUAGUAGAUGCUGAAUGGUGUGAUACAAUUGGAAGAAAAUCUUCAGAUGCUAACAAGAAACAUUCUUCGAAUGAAAACAUCCUUACUAACAGAGAGACAGCAAAAUAAGAAACCCAACAAAAUCGCUUCCAUCCAACCCAGUACAGUGGCGGCCGGCCUCGCGAGUUCGUGGCCCGUCUGGUUCGUGUGCAAUGUAAUCAGAACGAUCUGAACGAUGUACCUUUUAAGAUGUAGAAUGCAAGCAAAACAACCCCCACAAAUCCCCCCCUCGGUUACGAAGACGGCCUAUUAUAAAUCGGACGCUUCGCGGGCACUGCGAACGGCGGGCGGCCCCCUCCCUUCAAGCAAUCCCAACACCGACCGAAUGACAGGACCGCAGGUCGCUCUCAAAGAGGCACCAAUGGUCGGUAAAUUUUAAAGGGAUGAGCGCCAUAAUUCGCGUUGUGAUCAAAUGUAAAGCAAAACAAGCAAUUCUCUCGCGGUGACGACGCGGUCAGAUUUUAGCCAAGAGCCGCGCGGAGAGUUUUUGGGAGAUGGACACAAUUAUAAGCGAGUGUAAUUCGGCGCAUAAUAUUCCCUACCGAUUGAUUGAGAUGUUAGUGAGAGAGUCAGUGACCAUUGCAAACCAAGUACCCAAUGUGUUCAAAGGAAAAUUAAAAGAAAACGGAGAAACAAGAGAAAAAAAUGAAACGUUAAGGAACGUGACGUGACGUGGUUGGCGCGCGGUUUGCGAGGACCGGCUACCGGAAUGCAAGCCACAACCAAUCUCGGCGCAGGCAUAUCUCGCCAGCCAACCAACCAAGGUUAAUCAUCUUCGCUACGCUUAUAAUUGCUGGUUGAUAAUUCUCGCCCCGCGGUUGUUCAUUUCUGUUUACAUCGCCAUUUGUACAAAUUACUUUAGAGUUCCGUAACCUGUAGUACGUUAACGAAGCGGAUCGGCCGGCCAUCGUGCGGCAGCGAAUGUUAUCCGGCCUGGAAGGACUCUGGAACGGAAAGGAACGGACCGGUGUGUGUGUGUAAAAUAGCGAUGGACGGUAGUAGACACGGCGAAGGCGAAGGGAACGAUUUGUAAACGCCAGAAAGGAUGUUAAAAUAAACUAGAAAUAC